UUUGAGUAUUUUUUUGGGGGGGAGGGCAAGAGAUCAUUUUGCAUUCAUUUUGUGCUAUCGAUGUGUCCAGUGGGAUCUUUAUGGGCUCGGUGGAAAUAUUCACUGAUACACCGAUCACGUGUUUGACUGCAUGUGCUCUUUGGCCUCACCAACUUUUCCAUUGCGUUAGCCAAACUGUCAGGAGGUUCAGGCAUUGAUGUCCAGUGGAUCUGAGCCAUAAUCCAUCGAUGCGGGGGAAAGGCGCCGGUGGCUGUGCUUGUUCAUGUACUUCCUGCAAAGGAAGAUGUGUCAUAUGUGCAGCAACAAAUACGUUGUUGGGGUUGGGGGGUGUCGCUGCGUUGUCUCAACACUUCAAUUUGGGUUGCCAGUUCAAUGCGUUUCUCACUACCUUUUGAAGUAUUAGAUUGCCCAUUGCACUGACAUAAUAGGGACAUCCCGAUCAAUAGCUUGCCGCUUAACAUGUAUACUGUAAGCGUGACUGUUGGUCAGCCGCUAGUGACAAACUCAUUAGCACUGCUUCGUUCCGCCUUGACCUUGAUCUUUCAUCAUUAGGAACUUCCAAUCAAAAAUGGAUACAACCAAAACAUAGGUUCAAGAUGACUAUUGCAACAACAACUAACCAGUCUUAAGUACUCUGUAGUAUUUUUUUUAUUUAGAGACGGAUGUUCUGGAACGGAUUAAUGACGCUAACCAACUGAUUUUUCCAUAGAUUCCGGCCAGUGAAUGUGUUUCUAAUGUGUUUCAUGGACGUGAUGCACAGUUUCUAUCUGCCAAAGUUGACACCCAACAACUGACCCCUCUGUCAUUGGUUGACACGGGAGUCAAUUGAAUUGUGUGUGUGUGUUUCUCACACGCUUCAGUGUUCAUUUAGAAAGUGCAUCACAGCGAGAACCUCAUUUGGCUUCUGGGACAACGCAUCAGUGAACAUCAGUGAACAUCUCUUCCGCCUGCUGCAGCUGCUUUGGAGACUGGCAGCUGAAGGUCAAAAAUCCGAAAUGUGUGACCAUCAAGAAAAAACCAAGAGCAGAAAAAACAUGGAUGCCAAACCUCACGUAACGAAGCAGCACCGCCCCAAACAGAAGAAGGUCCAGCCGUCCGAAGAUGACGACACCCUGGACAGCACCCAUUCCACGGCGGAGGACAGCCUGCUCAGCGAUCACCGCCCCGACCAUCGGAAUCGAUCUCACCUUUACCACCGCAAGCAAAUCCACGGCCGCCUCUCUCUUUCUGAGACCUCUUUGAAUUCUUCAUUCAGUUCCUCUUCGUUCUCUUCAUCCUCUUCAUCAACAUCCGCCUCAUGUUCUUCCUCGCCGUCUCGCUCCUCCACCACUUCGGAGUCUUCCUCCAGUGUAUCGUCCGAGAGCAGCAGCGGCUGUUCGGGCAGAUUUCUCCUUAGGAGACCUCAGCAUUCCCUGUCUUGCACCGACAUUUCCAGGAAACACAAGUACGGCGAAGAUGCAGAAGAAACUGCGCCUUUGAUUGACAACAGAGAUCAUCUACCCAAGCAGAAACAAGGAGCCCAGAAGAAGAUGCAAAAGGCCGCAAGAACAUCAGCCAAUAAUGGAAGUUUCCGCAAAUCCAAAUCGAUGGAGGCGCUCACUUGCUCCGCGGAAAGAGAAGGUCAUGCCACCGAGGACCAAAAAGAACAGGAGAAAAGAAAAAACGAGCUCCGCCAGAAUGUUAUGAAGGAGAAGAUGAAGUUCUCCGCCUUCCUCAAUGAGAUCACUCGGCAGGUUCUCAGCCCCAUGAGGCUCACCACUCUUGGGGUGACAGAUGCGCAAACGCAAAGCAGCCCGGGGUCCGCCUCCGCUAGAUCCAGGAAGUUAGAGAGCGACCAUCAGCAGACGAGUCGACCCGUGAGCGCCGACCCUGUUGGCAAGCGUUCCCACGCUCAGCUUUCCAAGUCGUCCCGCCACCGUCGCCGCCACUGCUCUCCAGAUUCCAGCCAGACCAUGCAGGCCAGGCCCAGGAGCUGCACCGAUAUAAGCUGCUCGGAAAGACGUCCAUCGCGGUCUUCUCAGCUCUGUGACGACUCACCAUCUUGUAAACGCCGCCAUAGGUACCACGGAAGCCGUAUACGUCAUCGGUACCAUCACCGUGGCGACUGCAACGCCCCGAAUUAUCAUCACCGCAGCAUAAGUCCUCACCAUAACCUCAGAUACUACAGUCCUGUCUUUUCUGAUCAUGGAGACCUCGAUGGUUCCUCUUAUCAUCAUCAUCACAACAAACAUCCUCAUCGCCAAGACAACCAUGAUGGAGAUCACUACAGCCCAGAUGAUCACCAUCAUCGCAGGGACUACCAUGACUCUGCUAGCCAACACCGCCACGACCAGCAUUUCCAUUAUCAUCAUGGACACCAUCAUGGUCAGGUUCCUCGCCAUGGAGAUCAUCACUUUAUGAGGCAUUACCAUGAAGAGCACAACCACCCAACCCACCUUCCUCACGAGAUUCACGACAGUUCAUCACAGGACCACAAACACCAUCCAAGUCCAGGUCAUCACCACUGCAGCCACCCGGAUACAAAACAGCCCGUGACGCCACGUCGUGGAAACCACGGCCACAGCUACGACUACAGAGACCCAAAACAUCACCACCGUGGAGAACACCAUGGCCUUCCUCGGCACCACACCUCCAAGGAGCAGCAUUACCACGGCGUUUCUGACAGCGAUCCUCAGCAAGGGACGCCACAAGCUGGCGUCCAGCAGCUCUACGGCGGAGGCCACCAUCCACACCAGCGAGAUCACGGUAACCGUGGAGACCGCCACAGUUCAGGUCAUCAGCAUCAUCACGGAAACCACCAUAGCCCAAACCGUAAGCAUCACCACGGAGAUAACCUCAGCGAGGCACCGCAACCUGACGCCGAUAACAGUUUAUGUCAUAAACACCGACGUGGAGAUGAUCGUCAGCAUCACCAUGGAAACCAUCAGCAACACCGCGGAAACCAACGCAGUCACGGAGAACGCCAAAGUUCAGGGCAUCACCAUCGGGACCAUCAUCGUCCGAGCGACCAGCAUCACAAUCGAGACCACCGUCAGCAUCACCAUGGAGACCACCAAAAUCAGAACAGCCAUCAUCACUACGACGACCACCACAGCCGCGUCCAUCAAAACCACCACGGGGAUCAACGCCAUCAUCUCGAGUCCCACCAAAACCAAACCCGCACCAAAAAUGACCUCGAACUCGAACACAAGGACGCCCGCGCUGAUAUCAGUCGGCAUCCUCUAGAUGGUCUGCCUCCACACCAGAAGAACCCGACCAUCAGCGGCUUCUGCGGUCAAGAAGAAGAACAGACUGACUUCAGUGGCCCGUCUUUACCGCAAGAAACGGCACACGAAAUGGGCAAGCUUAUGGUCCUACAGAAGGACAGCGAAGACCUCCAACAGAGUGUGUUGAAGUCAGCAGUCCGGAUGGAAUGUUUAGGAGAAUUCCUAAGCAGCCAAAAGCUGCUGGAAGAGGAGCUCCAGAGGACGCGUGUGGAACUCAGCAACCUGACGGAGAAUUUUAAAAUCCUGCAUGAGAACUGCUCUUCCACACAGCAGACCAAUAACCUGCUGGAGCAAAAGCUUAACUCUGUGACUCAAAGUAUGGAAGGAGAGCGUGAGAGGUUGAGCCGACGUAUUUCGGCUUUGACGGAACAACUGGCUGGUGCCAGGUUUUCCAACAACGUGGACACAAUGAACGUGAAGUCCGCGUUAAACAAAAGCAACAACCAUUUCCAUCCAGAUGAUGCCAUGAAUCAGGGGAUCCUCCCCAUCACCCCUCCUCCUAUCCAGUUCAUGGACAGCCAGACCUACGAGAAAGUCAAAGCAGCCGGACAGGAGCAAAGUCUGGGUUCGGUUCCAGAGGAGGAGGAGUCAGACUGGUCGGAAAUGGGGGAGGAGAUCCCGCGAUUCAUACUGACGGGAUCAAACAGAAGCCAAGCCUGGCGGCACCGGGACGGAGACGCGGACAAGGAUAGCGAGUCGGGAGGUGAGGAAGUGGUCCGACGUCACUCCCCCCGACCUCUGCAGAUACCUCAUCUCCAGUUCACCAUCCACAACGAAAUUUUACCCGUCACGCAAAGCAACGCUUGCCCCUCUGGCAUGGCAGGCGAGAGCACAUUCCGGAUCACCACCAGUCAAAACCUCGGUUCCACCAUUCUGAUCCGGUCAGCCAGCCUGGAGGAAAUCCCUCUCUCGUGCCACCAGAUGCCAAAGGAGCUGAGAGGCACAGAGGCCAUGAUGGACCUGCACCACCCGAGGGACCAAUCUAUCGAGGAUUUAGACAACGAGAUUAUCCAUCACUGGAGAACAAUCAACGAAAGGGGCGGGGGGGCACCCGAGGCGGAUAGCGCUCCGUCCAGUCUCCAGUCAGUGGAGCGGAUGCUCAACCAGUUCAUGUGCGAGCCGCAGCCCGGCGAGGGGAGGUGCCAGGGCUGGACGGGGGGGAUGGCAGAGGAGGUGUUCGGGGGCGAGCAAACCCAGCUGUGAUGCAGCAUAUGAUGAUAAUUGUUCAGUUACAUGUUUGUUGUCAUGCUAAUGUUGCAGUGGGGUAAAAGAGCUGAUAAUUCAGGACCACUGACAGCUCCAACGGUGGCUCGCUACACAUUCGCCAUCUUAUACAGUCAAAAUAUAUUCAUUUUUAUUAAUUUUUCUCCAAAAGUAAAAAAAAAAAAAUCAUGAAUCAUGACCACUCUUUGCAAGUAGCAUCUUUAACGCAUGCGCAUUAUGGCCACACCCUCCGUCAUGGCACAUAACGUCCCCCCCACGCAGUCAGAGUCAAAAUAUAUUCAUUUUUAUUAAUUUUUCUCCAAAAGUAAAAAAUUAAAAUAAAAAAAUUCCUGAUAAUGCAGGUGUAAUGUACACCAUAAAAGUACCACUCUUUGAAAGUGGCAUCUUUAGCGCAUGCGCAUUAUGACCACACCUUCCGUCAUGGCACAUAACGUCCCCCCCCCACGCAGUCACAGAGUCAAAAUAUAUUAAUUUUUCUCCAAAAAUAGUCCAACGUUCUUUUAAAACUUCAUUCUGAGCUCCAACAACGGUCCAAUGCCCUCAUCUUGUUCUUCUCUAACCCUCAAACAUCUCAAAUCCUCCUCGGAACGAUACUUCCGCAUUCAAUUCACUACACAACCGCGAGCUGCAUUCAGGGACACUCCAAAAAUCACCAUAACGUUUUUUUACGUGUGUAUUAUGAGGGAUAAAACCUGAAAUUGUUCAGCCGCCCGUGAAGGCACUUUGUGUGCGGUUAGGUAAAGUUUGUUUGGCUAGGAAGCUGCUAGCUUCAGUCACUGAUCAUUUAAUUGUCAUUCUUUACUGGUGAGUACUUAUACCGGACUCUAACCCCCACGGAAAUACUUAUCUUCUGUAUUGUAAAAUUACGUCUGAAUAUGUGAUAGUUAGUCUACUGGUAUACGCUAGCCUUUACAUGUUAAACCCGAUGAGGGUAGAAAAACCCAUUUUCUGUUAAAGUGGCCUGUUUUGUGACGUAUGUAUGUAGCAGUAGUCUUUCUUAUAGAUCAGUACAAUUGUAAUAUGAAUGCAAACGCUUGUGUGCUAAAACUCCUCUGUAAUAAAAUUGUCCUGCUAAGAGAAUAUACUACUAAUAACUCAAAUAAAGACAUAUUAAACACCA
Doryrhamphus excisus (bluestripe pipefish) is the source of this 5610-nucleotide messenger RNA. RefSeq lists its product as uncharacterized. The record is from RefSeq and is a predicted model, not a curated record. NCBI's taxonomy places the organism in Eukaryota, Metazoa, Chordata, Actinopteri, Syngnathiformes, Syngnathidae.